UUGCUACAAGAUCCUAUUGCACCUACGAACUCCACCUGCCAACAUUAUGUCUGCAAAACUUGUAAAGGCAAGAAAAUGAUGAUGAAACCUUCAUGUAGCUGGUGCAAAGACUAUGAGCAGUUUGAAGAAAACAAACAGUUAAGCAUCCUAGUGAACUGCUACAAAAAACUGUGCGAAUAUAUAACACAGACUACAUUGGCACGGGAUAUAAUCGAAGCAGUCGACUGUUCUUCUGAUAUUUUGGCUUUGCUUAAUGAUGGAUCAUUGUUUUGUGAGGAGACAGAAAAACCCUCAGAUUCAUCAUUUACUUUGUGUUUGACACAUUCCCCUUUACCUUCAACCUCAGAACCCACGACUGAUCCUCAAGGUAGUUUAUCGCCAAUGUCUGAAAGCACCCUUAGCAUUGCUAUUGGCAGUUCUGUUAUCAAUGGUUUGCCUACUUAUAAUGGGCUUUCAAUAGAUAGAUUUGGUAUAAAUAUUCCUUCACCUGAACAUUCAAAUACAAUUGAUGUAUGUAACACUGUUGACGUAAAAACUGAGGAUCUGUCUGACAGCCUGCCACCUGUGUGUGACACAGUAGCCACUGACUUAUGCUCCACAGGCAUUGAUAUCUGCAGUUUCAGUGAAGAUAUGAAACCUGGUGACUCUCUGUUACUGAGUGUUGAGGAAGUACUUCGCAGCUUAGAAACUGUUUCAAAUACAGAGGUUUGUUGCCCAAAUUUGCCACCGAACUUGGAAGCUACUGUAUCCAAUGGACCUUUUCUGCAGCUUUCUUCCCAGUCUCUUAGCCAUAAUGUUUUUAUGUCUACCAGUCCUGCACUUCAUGGGUUAUCAUGUACAGCAGCAACUCCAAAGGUAGCAAAAUUGAAUAGAAAACGAUCCAGAUCAGAAAGUGACAGUGAGAAAGUUCAGCCACUUCCAAUUUCUACCAUUAUCCGAGGCCCAACCUUGGGGGCAUCUGCUCCUGUAACAGUGAAACGGGAGAGUAAAAUUUCUCUUCAGCCUAUAGCAACUGUUCCCAAUGGAGGCACGACACCCAAAAUCAGCAAAACUGUACUUUUGUCUACUAAAAGCAUGAAGAAGAGUCAUGAACAUGGAUCCAAGAAAUCUCAUUCUAAAACCAAGCCAGGUAUUCUAAAAAAAGACAAAGCAGUAAAGGAAAAGAUUCCUAGUCAUCAUUUUAUGCCAGGAAGUCCCACCAAGACUGUGUACAAAAAACCCCAGGAAAAGAAAGGGUGUAAAUGUGGGCGUGCUACUCAAAAUCCAAGUGUUCUUACAUGCCGAGGCCAACGCUGUCCUUGCUACUCUAACCGCAAAGCCUGCUUAGAUUGUAUAUGUCGUGGCUGCCAAAACUCCUAUAUGGCCAAUGGGGAGAAGAAGCUGGAGGCAUUUGCUGUGCCAGAAAAGGCCUUGGAGCAGACCAGGCUCACUUUGGGCAUUAAUGUGACUAGCAUUGCUGUGCGUAACGCUAGUACCAGCACCAGUGUAAUUAAUGUCACAGGGUCCCCAGUAACGACGUUUUUAGCUGCCAGUACACAUGAUGAUAAAAGUUUGGAUGAAGCUAUAGACAUGAGAUUCGACUGUUAAAUCAGUGGGUCUUUAAACCUACCUCUGGUAGGGAAAUAGCUACAGUUUUACGGCAGCUAUGGUUCUGUUGGUUUAACUUGCCGGAGCUCCUGCAUAUAGAUCACUUGUAUCAAGUGUUUUCAUUGCUAAGUUAUAUGUGUUAGUGUCGGGGAAAUAGUUUGCAGAUAAUGGAGGAGUAACCCUACAACUUUAUGUCCUUAGUUCUUACAGAACCUCAUAGUUUGAGAACAAAUGCUGAUGCAACUGAUUUAUACAAAAUGAACUUUGGCAAGGAAAAUAACAUUAACCUCAUUGUUUAUGGUCAUGCUUUGUGCAUAAUCAAAGUUUAUGAUUAAAUGUAAUGAAGUGGUAUCUAGUCGGUCCAUAAAGAGUACGCUAAUUUUUUGUGGAAAAGUAGCCAUUAGUUUGUUCAGGAGACUCAUUGCUGUCUUCAGAGGCCAUUGAUGUUUCUCCUGUUGAAAAGCUGAUGUGUCCUGCUCAACCUUUGUGCUGACACAAUACCAUUUCUGAUCAUGAAAAUUGGCUACUGGUGUAUGUAGCAGUUCUUUAAUCAGCAGUAUUAUGAAAGAAAAAUUAUCCCUCAUUAGAAUGUUUUAAGAAACCUGUAUUUUAAAAAAGUGAACAAACUGAAAUUCUGUCAGACUGCAAAUGUUUAGCUGUUUAUGCUACAAAACUGUGCUGAGUUGAGCCCCUUUUAAAAAGGGAAAGAAUUCUAAAUCCUUCCUUCACUUCGAGCAAUGUUCUAAUUGGAUAAAUGAAGUGGAGAAGAGCAGUUUUAUUCUGAAGGUAAUUGAAUUUAGACUACAUAGUAUGUGACAGAAUUAAAAAAAAAAUACAAAAAGAUUUUAUUUAGAAAUUGGGAUUUAUUCAAAAUAAUUUUGGAAUAAUGCCCCCAAACAUAUCCAGAUUUCUGCAUUAUACUUAUUGCCAUCGGCCACUUUGAUUUUUGUUUCUUCUAAUAGUUUAUUUGCCACAUAUGCUUUCUUUCUUUCUUUUUUUUUUUUUUUUUGGGUGCUAUUCAUUAUGAGGGCAUCUUUAUAGAGGCCUAAUAAAAAUGCCUUUUUAUGAAGCCUGUGCAUUUAGGUAGGUUUGAAGCUAGGAGGAUUUUCUUUAGAAAGCUCUUUUGCAUGUAAAGCACAAACUGUUUCAGUUUAAAUGAACUUCUUCCCUUUAACUUUUAUAGGGAAGACAAGUGAGCCAUAAACAUUCUGUUGAAGGGAAGUCUAGUCAGUUGCGUGAAAGAGCACAGCCCAAAUAAAAUAAGGACUGACUAGGUGUAAAGAAAUAACCUUAUGAUUUAAAAGAAGAGUUGCUGCUUUGACAGUGCUUAUUUAAAGAAAAAUACUGCUGGAAAAUUCCCAAUUUCUACUACGUUCACCAUCUCUAGUGAGAUCUGACGUAUGUUGAAGUUAUGUUUUGAUUUGGCACACAGCAUGGUCAAUGAUGGUUACUCGCCUAGUACAAGACAUGGAGAAGAAACCUUUGGACACAGAGCAGAUGACACCUCCUGUUUUAUAGUAUAUCCUGGUGUCAUUUUCUGUGAAUGUGGUCAGGUAGAGUUGUUUCUGUUGUUGUUUUUUUGUUUUUUUGGUUUUUUUUGGUCUCUUUUGGUGGGGUGGGGGUGGGCUAAAGCCAUAGGAAGAAAAAUGUGAUGUAUGUGUCCAGUAUGUACUAUUUUGUUUUUGUUUUGCAAGAAGAGUUGAACUAUUUUUGAUAACAAGAGUAAAUGGUGGAAAAUGCUUCUUAGUUGUCUUGUCUUUAUUUGCUUUCCAAAUUUUGGAAUUUAUUUGAUUCUUUUACAUGUUAGCAAUGUCUUAUGAAACAUGUAUUUACCCAAAGUUUGUAACAGUUUUGUGUUGAACCCAGAUGCCCUGCUAUAUAAACUUGUAAAUCUGUUCUUUAUUCACUAAUGAUACUGCAAAAAUGACUAGAAAUGAGAUUGUACACAUGGAUGAUUAGGAUAUAUUUUGCAAAUCUCCCCAGUUUUCCUAAUAUUAUGAUCUUAAAAUUCAUAAGAGUACUUUAUUGCUUCCCAAGUUUGAUGAUCUUAGUUUUGUGUUUUUUGAUGCAUGGGAGGUUGGCAAUAUAGACAAAGUGGAAAUCAUUAGUAUGUGAGGGAUUUGAUUGUUAUGUAAUAUUGCCAAUGAUGAAUUCAGGUUGUUUUUAGCACAAGUUUCUCUUUUUUAUGCUGGUAUUCUCACUGCCACAUUUUUGGAAACCUGUAUUACACCUUAAAUCUAUCAAUAAAUGAUAGUUUUCUAAUUCUA
Messenger RNA from Galeopterus variegatus (Sunda flying lemur), 3854 nucleotides. RefSeq names its product male-specific lethal 2 homolog (Drosophila) (gene MSL2). Gene Ontology annotation, cellular component: MSL complex. Bases 76 to 1587 code for a protein of 503 amino acids. Gene Ontology annotation, molecular function: ubiquitin protein ligase activity. The record is from RefSeq and is a predicted model, not a curated record. Lineage: Eukaryota; Metazoa; Chordata; Mammalia; Dermoptera; Cynocephalidae. The transcript has a single exon.